ACAUUGUCCUCCUGAAUAAAACGGAAUUAUGUUUAAAUAUCAAUAGCACCAAAGUGCGGACAACUUGUGAAGUGAAACUAGUGCGGUUCCUUUUUCUGAUUGGUUGAGCACUACAGGAAGUACUUGCCUCUUACGUAUGUCAAAAUAUACAACAUGGCUGCAUUAUAGAAUGGACACAGCUGCGAUUAGUAGGACAUAUUCAAGGGGAAACAUUUAGUUCUGAUUCUAAACAAUACAGUUUGAGUUGUUUAAGGGUUAGACGAGUACCACGUCGUUACGUUGUUUUAAAGAUGCAUAGUCUCACUAAAGCAACGCUGGCUUUACAUGGAAUUGGGCGGCGGUGUGUUGCUGUGAUUCGUUUUUCAGGAGCAAGAAUCAUUUGCAGGGGACUCGCGUGUGCAGCAGAACAUGGGGAACAUGAAAAUGAGCUUUAUGAUGUCAUAUCUGGAGGAGGAAUGGUUGGGACCGCUAUGGCUUGGUCUUUAGGCACGGAUCCAAACUUGGAGGGGAAGAAGAUUCUGCUGCUUGAGGCAGGCAAAAAAAAAAAGUGAUGGACAAGGUCCAGACGCCUACAGUACAGAGUCAGCUCCAUCAGCCCGGGCUCUGCCACCCUCCUCAGUGGUGUUGGAGCAUGGGAUCACAUUAUGAACAUGAGAUGUAAGCCCUAUCAGAAGAUGCAGGUCAGUUUUUGGAAACUCCACUCUACCACAAGCACUAAAGGUUUGGGAUGCCUGCUCAGAUGCCCUGAUUACAUUCGAUAAGGAGAACCUGCAGGACGAGAUGGCAUACAUUGUGGAGAACGACAUCAUUGUGGCAGCCCUAACAAAACAGCUGGAGAAUCUCUGAUCAGGUGAAGGUCCAGUACAAAACCAAGGUGGUGAUGUACACUUGGCCCAAGUCCCACCAGGUAGCUGAAUCCAUCCCCUGGGUUCAGGUCACCCUGGCCAAUGGACAGACGUUUCAAACCAAACUACUGAUUGGAGCAGAUGGGCCAAAUUCGAUGGUGAGGCGGGGAUACCCACGGUCAAGUGGAAUUACGACCAAUCAGCUGUUGUGGCUGUCCUGCAUCUGUCCGAACCAACAGAGAACAAUGUUGCGUGGCAGAGGUUCCUUCCAACAGGACCCAUAGCAAUGUUACCGUUGUCGGACACAGAGAGCUCUUUGGUGUGGUUGACCAGCCACCGCCUUGCUAAGGAGCUACUGCAGCUAGAUGAAGAGCUUUGUGGACACCAUCAACUCUGCCUUUUGGAGUGGCACGGAUCGUCCCAAAAAGCCGGGUCAUGUUCCUCCUGGGCAUGGGCCACGCAUCAGAGUACAUCAGGCACGGGGUGGCCCUCAUCGGGGGCCAUGCAGCAUCUGUUGGAAUAUGAGGCGGAACGGCAGCGACACAACCUGCCCAUGAUGGCCGCCAUCGACCUGAUGAAACGACUCUACUCAACUAACGCUGCCCAUGUGGCUCUCUUACGCACCUUCGGUCUGCAAGCCACCAACACACUACCAGCCAUAAAAGAGCAGAUCAUGGCGUUUGCAAGCGAGUGACACGUACACUGGUCCUGCAGUGGCAGUUUGACGGGACUCCAAAGAUGAUAUGCCACUGACUUUGUGAAUGGAAUGUAAAAGUGUAAAUUAAUAAAGUUAUAUAUUAUGCUCUGUUAUUACAUGAACAUUGCUAUACCUGCA
Messenger RNA from Salvelinus sp. IW2-2015, 1680 nucleotides. NCBI's taxonomy places the organism in Eukaryota, Metazoa, Chordata, Actinopteri, Salmoniformes, Salmonidae. The record is from RefSeq and is a predicted model, not a curated record.